GGGACAAUUCGAUACACGAACUUUGCACCGUUCAUCUCGACACAAUGGCUGGCCCCGUGGAUACGUGCACAUGUGGAACUUGCUGCAAAGUUCGCGUAACAAUCCAACAAAUCUUCAAUGUACUAGACAUAUACGGCUGGUUAUUGGACUCGUAUGUCGUGGACUUCUUCCAGGAACAAUUAUGGGAAAAGCUGCCGAAUAGCUGGAAGAUCUUUCUGCAAACUGUAUCGCCCGAAGAGUUCGGGAAAUGGUUAGCUAAUGACAUCUCGUGCAAACGCGUAUGGCCACUGUCAUUGCUUGCACUUCGGCAGAUAACAAAGGAUUUACAACUAGACAGAGAUCAUCGAAAUGAUGGAAGCACCUUGCGAUGCAGAGCAAAAAAAUUCGAAUGCAAUUCGGAGAAUUUUAUCGUGGAAAAUAAGAAUGAAAGAUCACACGAGAUACACGUUGCUUUGAAGAAACAUAAUAAUCUCUUUCUGAAACAUGUUAAGAAAAAAAAACGAUACGAGAUACAACAGAUAGCACAGAUAUGUGCAGAUUGUGCACAAGAGUCCAAGACAAGAUGUAUUGUUGAUAUUGGAGCAGGAAUGGGUCAUUUAGCUCGGUCCUUAGCAUUUAAACAUGGUUUAUGCGUAAUAUGCAUUGAACAAGAUACAGAAUUGUCACAGCAAGCAAGAAAAUGGGAUAAAGAAUUAUUAAUAUCCUUAUCUAAACAUUUGCCUGCUUUGUCAGCCAAUCGUCCACAACAUGUAUCAAUCAAACUUGAAAAUACCAAUUCUAAUCGAUCAAAGACAACCGAUGAUAUGCAAAAAAUAUUUUCCAAUGAUUUUAAUCUAAGUGAAAAAAGAUCUGGGUUUGGAAUUGUGGGAUUACAUCCAUGUGGAGAUCUUGCAGCUACAUUAUUGAAACUUUAUACAUCUCAAUGUGAAACAAGAUUUAUUUGUAUCGUCGGGUGUUGUUAUAUGAAAUUAACAUUAAAAUAUCCAGUGAGCGCAUUAAGUGGAUAUCCACUAAGUAAAUAUCUGUCAUCAUUUGCAAAUUACAAGUUAUCUUAUACGGCAUUAGAAGUAGCAUGUCAUGCUAUUGAGAGUUACUGUGAUAAACUUAAAACUGGGAAUUAUGAAGAUUUAAUAGUACAUGCUUAUAGAGCUAUUUUGGAAACUAUCUUAAUAAAACGAGACAGUCAGUUACGUCAUUCUCAAGUAAAGAAUGUCAAAGUGACAAAAUCUAUGACGCUUAAACAAUAUUGCGCACUUGCGACUGCAAAUUUUGAGGAGCAUCUCCGACCUAAAGAUUCGGAUUUCCAGAAUUUGCAAGUAAAGUUUUACUUAAGUCGAUGGCAACACAUUGUAAUAUUUGGCGCAUUACGUACGAUGUUAGCUCCAUUAGUGGAAACUAUAGUUUUAUUGGACAGAUUCUUAUAUUUAUCAGAAAAUCAGUUAUGCCCAAUAUUAAAACCUAUCUUUGAUGCAAGAUUGUCCCCUCGAAAUUUCUUACUAUUUUCAAUGAAAAAUAUCGAGCAA
This is a messenger RNA of Camponotus floridanus (Florida carpenter ant), 1523 nucleotides long. Its product is annotated as protein RRNAD1. NCBI's taxonomy places the organism in Eukaryota, Metazoa, Arthropoda, Insecta, Hymenoptera, Formicidae. The transcript has 8 exons. The annotation marks the transcript as partial. The record is from RefSeq and is a predicted model, not a curated record.